GAAGACUGCAAAGUUGCGACAGUUAAAAUAAAAACACCCAUUCAGAUUUUAUAUUUAAGGUCCAGGUCCAUGGGUCCGGAUCCUGAGCGCGAUCUUCUUCCUAGUUACCUCUGGUUUAUGACCUCGGGGCUGUUGUCGAUGGGUGUGGCGUUUGUUUCUGAUGAAACGAAACUAAAACUAGGCUGUAUAUAAAUAGCAGCUUCCUGAAGUGAGAAGUCAGAACGCCAACAGCUGAGAAGCGUAAACAGACAUCCGAGACUUCUAAAGACUAAGAGCUUUACCCAUUUUUAAAUAAUUGUUUGUACAUACAAAUGUUCUGUCAAGGGGAUAUCUGUAAAGUGUUACCGAGCUAAAGUUCAGCAGCUACCACAUUCAAUGCUAUGGAAAGGCUGACUUUAAGAACAUGGAGAAGAGGACUCCAGAAUGAUAUUGACACUGGCCAAAAUGAGAAUGGCCAGGGAGAAAGAGGGUGGAGAAGAGAGGGAGCACAGGGAGAUGAGGUGAGAGAUCAUGAGGUCAGAAGAAGAGCACGGAGUCGAGGAGGAGGUCCAGGUGAAAGGGAGGAAACAUGGAAUGGAAGAGGUGACGGGAUACGUGGGAGAGGAAGAGGAGGAAGAGGUGCAGGACCAGGGGCCUGGAUGGAGGCAAGAGGAGGUGAGGGUUUAAGAGGUAGAGGGAUAAGAAGAGGAGGAGGAGGAGCAGAUACAGGGAGGGGAGGUGAAAGAAAUACAGACAGACAAAGAGGAGGGGGGAGAGGUGAAAAUAGAGGGGAACGUGCAGAGAGGCAGAGAUUUGGAGUAGGAGGAAAUGGAGGGCCUGGUGGAGCUGAAAGGGAAGGAGCAAGAAUGGGAGUGGCAGGAUUGGGUGUAAGGAGAGGAGGGCACAGUGGGGAUAGAAGAGAAAGUAGGAGGGAUGAUAAAAGAGACGGUGCACAAUCACACGAACGUAAACUGGGCUUUAAGACACUGGAACAACUCUCUGGAGAGGAACCAUCUGUCGUGGCCUUUACACUCUCCUCAAACCCUGGCUUUCGUGCACGACUUAGUGAGGCACAGCUGAGUCAGGAUUUUAUCCAGCUCCUCUGCCUGGUGCUGAAUAAAGCCUUCACUUCAAGGACUGACAGAGGCACCUUGCAGCACCUGGCUGGCAUCAUAAAAGAUUCUAGGUUCUUCCACACCACCCUGGUUGGCUAUGUGGGGAGCAUGAUGUCAGAGUCCAGCCCUGUCCGUAGAGGACAUUACCCACAGCAUCUGGAAAACAUCCUAGCUAUUCUUUCAGAGGUGCUUAACAUCUUCCCUGCAAGCUCUGUCAAGGCAGUGAGUAUCUUGGUGACACUGCUCUCAGCCUCUGUCAACAGCCUAAGGGCAUCAGGUGUGGAUAUCCAGCCUGAAAUGGAGGAAAAGGUGGAACAGCUUAAAGGCCUCAUAGAACAUCUGCAGGAGAGAUCCAGGGACGGCACCCUGCGCUCAGACAGGGACUCGUAUGCACUCCUACCCACUGGUGGUGAUAACGCAGAUGAAGAAGAACACCAGGAUUUCAGGACCAUACCACUCUACCCAACUCCAGAGGAGUUCCACCAGGAACACAGGCCGUUUCUUAGACCCAACAUCAUCUCCCAGAGGUACACAAACACUCACCUCUACCUUGAUACACACUUCCGGCUGCUCAGAGAGGACUUCGUGCGUCCACUCCGUGAGGGGAUCCAACAGUUGCUUCAAAACCAAAGGGACAUCGGACAGAUGGACAGCCCAAUGAAGACAAAGCGCUUUGAUGACAUCCGUGUCUACUUUGACACACAACUGGUGGCACCCAAGUGCACGCCGAUGGGCCUUGCCUACAUUGUCCAGUUUGACAUUCAGCCACUUAAGUUUGUACGCUGGCAGAACUCCAAGAGGUUGCUCUAUGGCUCCCUGGUGUGCCUGUCGUAUGAUAAUUUUGAGAACUUCUUGUUCGCCACAGUGUCAGAUCGAAACCCUAAAGGUCUAGAGAAAGGACAGGUUCAGAUCACCUUCACUGAGGAAAGCAGACUAAAGUUGACCAGAAUUCAGACAGAUCAGGUGUUCCUGAUGGUUGAGACCACUGCCUACUUUGAGGCCUAUAGAUAUGUUCUAGAGGGCCUGAGGGAGCAGAUGGAAGAAAACCUGCCCUUUCAGAGGUACAUUGUGGAGUGUAGCACAGAUGUGCAACCACCAGCUUAUUUAAACAUAAGCGAUUUAUAUGACCUGUCAUGCAUUGCCAACCCUGACAACAAGACUAAGCUACGACCCUUUCAGUGCCUGGAUCCAGAGGCCUGGCCAACAAUGGAAGAGCUGGGUCUGGAUGAAUCUCAGAUGAGAGCCUUCCAGCUGGCCCUCACCAAAGAGCUGGCAAUUGUUCAGGGACCUCCUGGCACUGGAAAAACCUAUGUUGGCCUAAAGAUUGCUCAGGCCUUGCUGAGAAAUCAGAGUCUCUGGAGUGGCAAACUUGAUGAUGAUGAUGAUUAUGACAAUGAUGACACUGGCAAUGCUCCAAUGCUCGUUGUGUGUUACACUAACCAUGCUCUGGAUCAGUUCCUUGAAGGUAUUCAUAAAUUUAUGAAAAGAGGCAUUGUGAGAGUUGGAGGUCGCAGCAACAGUGAAAUCCUUAAACAGUUCAAUCUACGGGAACUGACCCAGUCACGGAUCUUCAGGCAAUCGCUGCCAAAUCACCUGCGUACUGCAUUUAAUCAGAUUUACAGGGAGCUAAAUGAGAAGGUGUCAGAGAUCGAACUCCAGAGUAUGAAGCUGGAGUGUUCUCUGAAAGGUGUAAUCCGUGAAAGCUUCUUACACAUGUUCAUUUCUGACAUACACUGGGAAAGUCUCAAUUCACCCCCUACAGAGGAUGCAUUUGUGGUCUGGAAUGAGAAGUCCAGUGUGAUGAUGGAUUGGUUGGGUUUGGGUUCCAAUAUCUUCCAGCAGAGGGAGACAGAGAAUGCAAAUACAAACGAAGGUGAGGAAGCAAUGGAGCAGGAGGACGACCUCAUUGAAAUCGCAGAGGAGGCGGAUCUGAUCCAAGCUGAGCGGGUGAUUGAAGACGACUGGAUUGUUGGUGCCAAAAUUGGUAAAGAUGAAAGAAAGAAAGUAGCCAUGGAUGAGGCUGCCAGAGAAGUGGAAGAAAUGAUGCUGGCUAUGAACCUGGACAAAGCUGAAAUACAAGCUGAGCAGAAUGAGAACGACUGGCAGAUGACACGAGACCAGAGGAAGAAGAUGAAGAAGAAAAUCAGAAAAGAGUUAGGGAAAAGCUCAGCCAUGACUGAGGAAGAGGAGGGGAACAUCUUUGAUAUUUGGAGUCUUAAGCUAGAAGACAGAUGGAGACUGUAUCGGCUGUGGAUGAUGCGCUACAGGAUUGAGCUGCGUACAAAAGCCCUUGCAUCUGAACAGGCAUAUCAGAAUGUUGUGGACAGACUGGCUGAUGUAAAACGACGAGAGAACCUUCAAAUCCUCAUGAAAGCCAAGGUCAUCGGCAUGACAACAACAGGAGCUGCCAAGUUCCGGGAAGCUCUGCAGGUGUUACGUCCACGUGUUGUGAUUGUAGAAGAGGCAGCAGAGGUUCUUGAAGCCCACAUCAUAACUACUCUGAGCAAAGCAUGCCAACACCUCAUCCUCAUUGGAGACCACCAGCAGCUGCGGCCAAGUGCCACAGUUUAUGAGCUUGCCAAGAACUUCAACCUGGAGAUGUCCAUGUUUGAGAGACUUGUAAGAAUGGAACUGCCUUUUGUGAGACUCAACUACCAGCAUCGUAUGAGGCCAGACAUUGCCCGUCUUCUGACCCCACACAUCUACUCAGAGCUAGAAAAUCAUCCCUCUGUGCUGGAGUAUGAAAACAUCAAGGGCCUUAAGACUGAUUUAUUUUUUGUGGAGCACACCCACCCAGAAGAAGAGAUCAAAGAUGGAAGAAGCCAUCAAAACACUCACGAGGCAAAGUUUGUCGUUGCUCUUUGCCGCUACCUUCUUCUCCAAGACUACAAACCAGAGCAAAUUACCAUCCUCACAACCUACACUGGUCAGCUCCACUGUCUGCGCAAACAUAUGCCCUCCAGUGACUUCUCAGGGGUCAAAGUGCAUGUAGUGGACAAGUAUCAGGGAGAAGAGAAUGACAUUGUUUUAUUGUCUCUCGUGCGUAGCAACCUGCAGGGUAAAGUUGGCUUUUUGAACAUUCCCAAUCGUGUCUGUGUAGCCUUGUCACGUGCCAAGAAAGGUCUUUACUGUAUUGGCAACAGUGCGAUUCUGAAAAGGGUCCACCUGUGGAGCAACAUCUUCCACACCUUGAGGGAGAAAAACCAGGUUGGUAAAGCACUGACCUUGUGCUGUCAGAAUCACCCAGAGCGACAGAUAGAGGCGUCUUCUGGUGAGGAUUUUAAACAAGCACCUGAGGGGGGCUGCACCCAGCCUUGCCAGUUCCGUUUGGAUUGUGGCCAUGUUUGUUCAAGAGUCUGCCACCCAUAUGACCCAGAGCACAAGAAGUUUAAGUGUGUGAAGAAGUGUGAGAAGAUCUUAUGUGAUCAGGGACACAGGUGCACACUUGUGUGCCAUAAAGAAUGUCCAAAGAAAUGUCCAGAGAAGGUCAUGAAAAUCAUACCACAGUGUCAACAUGCACAAAAGGUUCCUUGUCACCAAGACCCAAAAACAUUUGUAUGCCAGGAGCCUUGUCAGAAGCUGCUGAAAUGUGAACAUCCAUGUGACUCAGUAUGUGGGGAACUGUGCACCAGCAAGUGCAAAGUAAAGGUCACCUUGAAACUUAAGUGUGGACACAACCAGCAAGGUGCUUGCCAUUACAAAACACAAACAGAUGAGCCUGAGUGUAGGACCCCUUGUGAACAGCUGCUACAGUGCGGCCAUGCCUGUCGAGGUAGUUGUGGUAGGUGUUAUCAGGGACGCUUCCACAGCUCCUGUUCACACCGAUGUGAGCGACUUCUAGUUUGCUCCCACAAGUGCAUUGAACCAUGUACUCGCGAUUGCCCACCCUGUCAGAGGCUUUGCGAAAACUGCUGUGUCCACAGUAAAUGUAUGAAGCCAUGUGGGCAACCAUGUGCUCCUUGCAUUGAGCCGUGUGCCUGGCAGUGCCCUCACCAAAGCUGCAGUAAACUUUGUCAUGAGCCAUGCGAUCGUCCACCGUGCACCAAACCCUGCACAAAGACCUUGGUUUGUGGCCACCCUUGCAUCGGUCUGUGUGGUGACAAAUGUCCAAAUAAAUGUCGCAUCUGCAAUCGCGAUGAGGUCACAGAGAUUUUCUUUGGAACUGAAGAUGAGCCUGACGCCCAGUUUAUUCAGCUGGAGGACUGUGGACACAUCAUUGAAUCUACAGCCAUGGACCAGUACAUGACAAUGGAUGCCAACAGCCAGGUGAAUGAAGGAGAGCAGGUGGCCAUAAAACUAAAAGAAUGCCCCAGGUGUAAAACUCCAAUACGUAAGAAUCUACGCUAUGGAUCACACAUCAACCGCAGUCUGGCUGAGAUAGAGAUGGUAAAGAAGAAGAUAAAUGCAAAGCAGCCAAAUAUUGAAGAGAAGAGAAAGACCCUUAAUAAUCAGUGGAUGGACAAUCAGCACACAUGUGUAACACAUCUGGAAGUGGAAUAUGAUCGACUUCAUGGCAAACUGGAAACACAAAACCUCACAGCAAAUGAUCUGUGGGUCGUGGAGAACAAGAUCGAUUUCAUGGUAAGAGUUGCAAAGCUUCUGGAUAUUGAAAAGAAAAGCAUGUUGUUCAGCCAUGGCUAUACAUUUCGGCAGCGUGUCAAACAGUUCUUGAGUUGGCUUGAUGGUCCUUUCCAAAAAUUCACAGACCAACAGGUCUUUGAUUUGCAGAGAGAGCUGUGCAGACUCAACCUCCUGGCGGAACUCAAUGCCCGUUGCCAUAUGGCAGAGAAAAUAGGAAAAACUGAUGAAAUGCAGUCUGAAGUACAAGAAAUCAGAGAUGCAUUGGAAGUGGUGGGCCAGUUCACUGAACAAAAUCAACUAAAAGUUAAGAAAGCUCUGGAGGGACUGGAUGCAAAGUUCCCUGUCAGAGGAUUAGGAAUCAGUGACGAGGAGAGACUGAUGAUUGUUUCAGCCAUGAAAAUGCCACCAGGACACUGGUACAAGUGUCGUAAUGGCCAUGUUUAUCUUAUCACAGAGUGUGGAGGGGCAAUGGAGACACGACAUUGUCCUGAUUGUGAUGCUCCUAUUGGUGGGGAAAACCACACACUUGAAGGCGACAACACAGUUGCCACAGAAAUGGAUGGGUCACAGCACCCUGCUUGGUCUGAGGCCAAUAAUCUUCUUAACUUUGAGCGCCUGCAUCUCUAAAAGUCAUUUCAGAGAAGGCUGUUGUUGCCUUGACUUUUAAAUGCAAAAACUAAUGUUUGGUCUUGGGUCCUGUUUUUACUGUAAUGAUUUCUUUAUUCCAUGCUGGACAAGUAGCAGCCUUUAGAAAAGUCAUUGAGCAGUGAAAUUAAAAAGAGAUCUUUUAGCCGUCUGCCUAAACAGAUGGAUAAUGCAAAGAGUUGUGCAUGGAAUACAUUAAUUGAAAUUGCAUGAAAAGUGCUUUUAAACAUUUUGAAUUUACUUACUUUAGUAUUAUCAUCAAUUAUCUGUAAUACUUUCAGUGUGUGGAAUUUCUUUUUUUUUUUUUGCACUUUGUGUUUGUAACAGCUACCGAGUACAACAGUAGGUGGCAGUAAAGCACUAUAAAAUAACACUGUAUUUAGUCAUUUUCAAGCUCAAAUAAAAGUUUGUAUGAGCA
Melanotaenia boesemani (Boeseman's rainbowfish) is the source of this 6738-nucleotide messenger RNA. It is a transcript of the gene znfx1, whose product is annotated as zinc finger, NFX1-type containing 1. NCBI's taxonomy places the organism in Eukaryota, Metazoa, Chordata, Actinopteri, Atheriniformes, Melanotaeniidae. Gene Ontology annotation, molecular function: helicase activity; zinc ion binding. Bases 381 to 6302 code for a protein of 1973 amino acids. Gene Ontology annotation, cellular component: nuclear RNA-directed RNA polymerase complex; nucleus. The record is from RefSeq and is a predicted model, not a curated record. The transcript is spliced from 19 exons. Gene Ontology annotation, biological process: regulatory ncRNA-mediated heterochromatin formation.